Molecule: messenger RNA, 438 nt
Organism: Heterobasidion irregulare TC 32-1
Lineage: Eukaryota; Fungi; Basidiomycota; Agaricomycetes; Russulales; Bondarzewiaceae
Exons: 2
Coding region: 1-438 (145 amino acids)
Source: RefSeq, a predicted model, not a curated record
AUGCCACAUUUGAACCCCAUGGCUACAAGUCGGGAAGCAGCAGCCCCAGCAACGGACAAGAUCAUUUCACAGGCAAUACCGGUAGCCUCUAACAACACAUCUCUCUCGACAUACCCCCCUGCUUUUGACCAACCUGCUGAUGAGCGCACCACCUCUCUAAGCGCCGGGACCCCACACCGCUGGGUGGCCCCGCAGCCCAGAGAGACUCCCUCCAAUGCCCACUACGACCUCAGCAUUAUGGUCUUGUGCCGACGCGGUCUUGUCUCGCACCCCUCAGUCAUCACCUUGUAUUAUCUCACUCAGCCCCCACGCGUGUUGCACAACGACCUCGAGCAUGCUGCACCUGCAAAGACCUCGCCAAGCUCUUGCCAAGCUCUUGCCAUACGCCUCGCAAGCAUCGACCGCACGGACCACACCACGAGCAGCUCUGCGAUAUGA